Trichogramma pretiosum is the source of this 1856-nucleotide messenger RNA. RefSeq names its product zinc finger protein 37-like. Gene Ontology annotation, biological process: regulation of DNA-templated transcription. The record is from RefSeq and is a predicted model, not a curated record. Gene Ontology annotation, molecular function: DNA-binding transcription factor activity, RNA polymerase II-specific; RNA polymerase II cis-regulatory region sequence-specific DNA binding. Bases 338 to 1672 code for a protein of 444 amino acids. NCBI's taxonomy places the organism in Eukaryota, Metazoa, Arthropoda, Insecta, Hymenoptera, Trichogrammatidae. The transcript has 7 exons.
CUUUGCAAGUAUGGUAACAGUUCUUAAAUGACUUUUAUUCUGUUUUUAUUUAAUCUUUGAUCUUAUUAAUAACAAAACAUUACAAUUCUUUGUUCAUAAAUUUAUAAGUAAUUAACUUUUAAUAAAUAAGCUACGGUUAAAUAUAUUUAUUUGAGUUUAGUUUUCACUCAAAGUUCACUAGUGGGGUUAUGGACACAAGUGUUUACAUUUAAUGUAGUCAGUGCCUCAGUGAAAAACAAAUGAUAUAAAGUACACAGUGCAACCUGUCUUUUGUCAUUUGUUAACAUAUUUUCCUAUAAAACAGAAAUAAAUAAAUUUUUCUGGAGAGCACAGAUAAAUGAAAAUGAGCAGGCUCAAAUUAAUUACAACACCAAUAGACAGUGAAUAUAAUUCAAUUCAAGAAAAUAUGCCUUAUCUGCAAACUAUAAAAGAAGAGAGAGACGACAUGGAAACAUUUUCUAUUUCUGAUUUUAUAGAACCCAAGUCAGAAGUAGGUGAAAUACAUCAGACCAGUUUUACAGCAGAUAAUGAAAGUUAUGACCAAAGUCUUGAAGAAAGCCCAACUAAAAGUAAUCAAAAGGAACAUUCUAACUACCUUACAGAUCCAUUUUUGUAUGUAAAACAAUACUGUGCCAAAUGUAACAAGAUUUUUAGUAUCCACAAAGAUAAAGCAACAAAAGCAUGCCUAAAAUGUGCCUCAAAAGCUGUGUAUGAGUGUAUAAUAUGCAAAAGGAGAUACCCUACCAAAUCACAUGUUUUUAGCCAUCUAAAAACAAGGUUUGAUUGUCGCACUAUGAUUGAUUUACAUUGCUCUCACUGUUCUUACACUAGUAUACACAAAGGCUUUUUAAAAAAUCACUUGUUAAAGAAACAUACAUGUGGAAUAAAUGAAUUAAUAUCAUGUCCUAACUGUGGAAGACAUUUUAAACGUUCAACAAAUGUUGAAGAGCACAUUUUAUCAUGUGGAAAAAAACCUUACUUAGAAUGUAAUUUUUGUAAUUUCAAAACUUCGUAUAGAAUUAGUUUAAAAGUACACAUGAAUCAUCAUAUUUUGGAAGCAGAUAAUGGUUCUGCUAUACUUAAUGAAAAUUUAGACGAGAUAGUUGUAGAUGCUGUAGAGGAAAUGGAAUUUCUGUGGAAACCAGGAGAUUCAGCUCAGAAAAUUGAAAGUAAGAUGACUAAUUCAGAGAAUAAACAGAAAAAUUAUAUUGAUUUGAAUUGCAGGAAUAUCAUUAAAACAUAUUGUUACAAAUGCAAAAAAACAUCUCCAAUUCGAACUAAGAAAUUAAAAAACUGCCCAGAUUGUCAAGAAAACCUGCUUCAUGAAUGUGGAAUAUGUUCUAGUAAAUUCAACACAUUAACUAAUAUAAUUCGUCAUAUUCGUGAUAAACAUGGAGAUACUGAUAUCAAGAAUACUUAUAUAUGUGGAAACUGUGAUAAAAUUUACGAUGAAUAUAAAAAGUCAGUUCGUCAUGAAAAUAUUUGUAGAAGAGCAUAUCCAUGCAAUUUAUGUGCUUUUGUAGCCAAAAAUCCAAGUAAACUAUCAUCUCAUAGAAGUAGAUGGCAUUUUGGACCUGAAAAGGAUUCUCAUCAUCCAUGUCCAAGCUGUGGUCGUCAAAUGAGGUUUUUCAAUUCUAGAGAAGUAGAUGCCCAAUGUGGGCAUUGCAGAUAAAAUUUAAAAUUAUAUAGAUAUUUCCAGAUGUAUUAUCGUAAUUUUAUAUUGAUAACUUGGUAACAUGUUUAGGUUAUAAAUUAACAAUGGGCUCAUAAUUUUUUUUAUAUGAGUUUUAUCAAACAGCUUCAUCAAUAAUAUUUGUACAAUAUUAGUAUGUAAAAAAUUUACUAAUAUUUAUAGA